CGCAAUUUAUUUUGUUUUAGGCGGACUAGGUAUAAAAUCAAACCAGUCCCGGGGGCAAAAACCCCAAUUCUAGUAAAUUAGGGUUUCCGGCAUCGGAGACUUGAGGUGAUUCCGAAGAAGAUGCAGCAAGUUGGUCAAGCUAAGGAGAGGCCUUUCUCUGUGAGUGCCGGAGAAGUGAAUUUUUCCCAUGCUGAGGACGUACGGUUGGAGACUACCCGUGCAAGAUUUUCAAGUAUCCUUAAAAGACACGGAGAACUAACAGAGCGACUUUCAAGGGACUCUGACAAGACAGUAUUUGAGCGUUUGCAAAGGGAAUUUGAAGCUGCCCGUGCUUCUCAAACUCAAGAAAUAUGCUUAGAUGGUGAGCAAUGGAAUGAUGGGUUACUAGCUACGAUAAGGGAGCGGGUGCACGUGGAGGCUGAAAGAAAAGCCAUGCAAUUGCCAGGGGAGACCACAGCAGUGACAAACCUUCCUUUUCAUGAAAAAAUAACUUACAGAGUUGGAAAUAAGAUGAUCUGUUGCUUGGAAGGAGCUAGGAUCGGCAUCCAAUAUGAGACAUCAUUUGCAGGAGAACCUUGCGAGUUGUUCCAUUGUAUUCUUGAAAGCAAAUCGUUUCUCGAGAAAAUGACUGUUAUCGAACAUACUAUUCCUUUUUUCCUGCCGAUACGGGAGGCGGAAAAUGAUUUUCUCUCUUCAAAUGCAAUGAAGUUCAUAGACUAUGUGGGAGUCUUGUUGCAGGCUUAUGUCGACAGACGAGAGCAGGUUCGCCUUAUAAAGGAGUUGUAUGGAAAUCAAAUAGGAGAACUCUAUUUUAGCCUUCCAUAUCAUAUGAUUGAAUUUGUGCUUGCCGACUUUAAUUGCAAGGUCACAGUGAGCCUCAGAUAUGCUGAUCUUCUCUCUACACUUCCAUCAGUGGUUAGUGUUCUUGCAUGGCCGAUUCAGCAACCUAAGAAAUCAUGGACUGGUGCAGGACAGCUAAACAGAAAGGAUUACGGAGCCUUAGGACGUCAAGCUAUUCCUGCUCGUUUGCUAUAUGCGGAGGAUGCAUUAAGAUCAAUGAGCUUGCCGGAAGCAUUUGCCGAGAUUGUUUUGAAAAUGCCUGAAUUUCUGAAGGAAACAGUACCUGAGCAGAAUUCUGCUUAGUGCUCAUGUUCUCCCUGCUGGAGACUCCAUACUGUAAACUAUGAUACUCGAGUAAUAUAAGGUUUGCUGUUCUUGAGCAUGAGACGAUCUCAAGAUGUUGUUUGGUGUCAACUUUCGAUCAAUUUGGAUGAGAAGAUUGCAUAUUAGCUUGGGUAUGGACCUUUUUUUUCUCCUCUCAUGUCUGUUGGGAAAUGGACUGACAAUGUACAUUCUGUAUAUACCUGAACAAUUGGUGCCUGCUAUUGUUGCCAAUGAUAUCUCAUAGACAAACUGACAUUUUUUGAACAAAAUAUAG
Messenger RNA from Sesamum indicum (sesame), 1438 nucleotides. RefSeq names its product centromere protein O. Lineage: Eukaryota; Viridiplantae; Streptophyta; Magnoliopsida; Lamiales; Pedaliaceae. The record is from RefSeq and is a predicted model, not a curated record. Gene Ontology annotation, cellular component: kinetochore; Mis6-Sim4 complex.